Brachypodium distachyon (stiff brome) is the source of this 1737-nucleotide messenger RNA. RefSeq names its product putative F-box protein At1g47790. The record is from RefSeq and is a predicted model, not a curated record. The coding region runs from base 27 to 1367 and encodes 446 amino acids. Gene Ontology annotation, molecular function: protein binding. NCBI's taxonomy places the organism in Eukaryota, Viridiplantae, Streptophyta, Magnoliopsida, Poales, Poaceae. The transcript has 2 exons.
CAGAGAGGUGAGCUCUCGAAUUGCUCAUGCCUUCGUGUUCGAUGUACUCGCGGAGUUGUUCGAUCUCCCCCGCUUUCUCGAGUUCUACCGUGACCCUAAUUUCUUCUCCUUCUCCUGAAAUCUCUGGAAGAAUCGCUGGUUUCGUCAUGGACGCGAGGAAGUACGCGAAGGCGGCGGCGGAGCUGGGCAUCCAUGUCCUCGACACCUGGCCGUGGUGGAACAUCCUCAUCCGCCUCCCGGCGAAGUCGGUCCUCCGCUUCCGCGCUGUCUGCAAGGCCUUUCGCGACCACAUCUCCUCCCCCGAAUUCCUCCGAGAAUUCCAGCGCCUCCAGAAGCCGCAGCCCCUCAUCCUCCCCGCGGACUACGCCCGCGACGAUCCCAGAUAUGUGCACCUCGAGGCCAUCGACCUCCUCACGGAUCAAGUCCGGCAUAUCUUCCGGUUCGCUACCGCUGCCGCUGGCGAGCAGUACGUCCACCGCGCCCCAGGCACGAUCGUGUUCGCGGUCCACGGCUCCGUCGACGGUCUCCUCCUCGUCUCCUUCCUCGACAGCUGGUACGUCUGCAACCCGUCGCUGCGCCAGUGGGCUCCAAUGCCGGCUCUCGAUCCCCACGAGGUCGUCGGGUUCUACUCGCACGCCGCUUCCGGAGAGUACCGCGUGCUCUACCAAAAGGGCGCAGAUGACCCCUCCGUCGACACUUGCUACUACAUCAUCACGGUGGGUUCCCAGCAGGCCGCCAGGAGCAUCGGGUGCCCCGUCUCGCCGGCGACGAUGCUCGAGGCGUGGUUUGACAGAAGACAAGUGGGGUUAGAAGGCGCCUUCCGUGAACCGCCCGCCCUGGUCGGCGGCAACCUGUACUGGCCGCAGCGGGAUCGUAUAAUGGUGUUCGACACGGCGGCAGAAGUGUUCAGUUGGAUUGACUCUCCUGACACAAACAGCGUCAUGAAAUUGAUGGAAAUGGAGAGCAAUUCAAGGCUGGGAGCGUUAAAGGUUGGUCUCUGGAUUCUGGAGGAUCACGAGGGUGAGAUUUGGGCUCACGCUUGCCGGAUUGAACUGUCAUUGGCACAGAUCACGAUGGGUUCAGCUGGGUCAGACCGUUGCACGCCAUUUGUUGUCUCACCAGAAGGGGAUGUGCUAAUUGAGUGCCCAUCGACGCCGUUGAACCUCGGAGACGAUGAGCUAGAAGUGUGGCCGGCAUGUCUGCUGCACUACAGCAAGAAGGACGAAGAGCGGGGCAAGUUCAACUUUGAACACAACUGGACGACGUCUCCUACACAUCUCCUCAAGGAAAGCCUUCUUCCGCAUGCGUUCUUGCAGCCACAGGUGGAUGGUGAUGCUCUUACGCCACCUUUUUUCCAGGGGUUGUAGAUUGGCUGGUGAUUGCUCUUCUCAGUAUCUACUCUCGACAUACUGCAAUUUCAGUGGACUCUCUAUCGUUUCCCACUACUCUUAUAUGCUCAAAGUUCUUGUCUAAGUGAUAGGAAUUAGUACUAGUCAUGGCCAAAUGCUCCAUUUCUCUUUAGUGUAUCGAAAUUCUGUAAGCCACUGGUGAGCAAUUUGCAUGUUUGCAGAACAUGAUUGCGAAAAAAAGGCUCAGGUGCUGCCACUGGCAAGGCUGGCUUAAGAGUGCAUUAGUGUUUGCACUUUUUAGUCGAGCAUCUAUGCAUUUCUUACAAUUUCAGACUGUAACCAUUGUUGAUGGUAACAAAGCAGUUGAUAAGAGCUUCCCAUUUCCUAA